Molecule: messenger RNA, 1549 nt
Organism: Rhodamnia argentea
Lineage: Eukaryota; Viridiplantae; Streptophyta; Magnoliopsida; Myrtales; Myrtaceae
Product: ABC transporter I family member 19-like
Exons: 6
Coding region: 100-1209 (369 amino acids)
Molecular function (GO): ATP hydrolysis activity; ATP binding
Source: RefSeq, a predicted model, not a curated record
CCCUGUUUCAUUUUGGUAAUGACACGUUAGCCUUUUUUCCUCUGUUUUCUUCUUGUGGCUGGAGAACAAGCACGACUGCAGCUCCGCCGAAAAAGGGGGAUGGCGACCAUUGAGCAUAGUAAAUUAGCAUUUAGGCCUAGACCCCACCAAACCCAGACGGGGACGUGGGUGUAUAUAUUGGUACGGGAACGCCACCAGCAAGCUAACGGAAUCAGCAGCAGCAAGUUGCAGAAACAGGGGUGCUUUUGGGUUCGGCCAGAAACAACAAAAAGGCGGCGACUUGGAGUGAGAAUGGUCGGCGCCGGCGAUGUUGCCAAGCCAAGAGGAGAAGCGGAAGGCGGAGAUGGAGACGGAGGAGAGAGAGACAGCGUGAGGGUGUGCGGGAUGCAAUUCGCGUACGAGGGGCAGCCCCCGCUCUUCCUCGACUUCAACCUCUCUGUGUCUCCUGGAUCUCGUUGCCUUCUCCUCGGCGCCAAUGGAUCGGGCAAGACCACUUUACUGAAAAUUCUCGCGGGUAAGCACAUGGUUGGAGGUCAGAAUGUAGUCCGUGUGCUGAAUCGCUCUGCUUUUCAUGAUACUAAAUUGGUCUGCAGCGGUGAUUUGGCCUACUUGGGAGGAUCCUGGAGUAAAACAGUUGGCUCUGCUGGAGAGAUUCCACUACAGGGAGACUUCUCUGCAGAACAUAUGAUAUUUGGAGUGGAAGGGGCUGAUCCGGUAAGGAGAGAAAAGUUGAUUGAGCUGCUUGAUAUCGAUCUGCAAUGGAGAAUGCACAAGGUUUCAGAUGGGCAGCGUCGGCGUGUCCAGAUUUGCAUGGGUCUUCUUCAUCCAUUUCAGGUUCUUCUACUUGAUGAGGUUACAGUUGAUCUGGAUGUUGUCACUCGGAUGGAUUUCCUUGAUUUCUUGAGGGAAGAGUGUGAUCAGAGAGGAGCUGCAAUAGUAUAUGCAACACACAUAUUUGACGGGCUGGAGACGUGGGCAACUCAUCUUGUUUACAUCCAAGAUGGUGAAUUGAGAAGGGCAGAGAGAUUGAUGGAGGUUGACGAUUUGAAGAGCUCGGCUAAUCUUCACUCGGUAGUCGAGGCUUGGUUGCGGGCAGAGACGAAGCGUGAGAAGAAGAAACCGGCGACUAAUCUUUCCCAGCCCCAGAAAACAUCUCUAUCUGGUGCUUCUCCUUUUCAGUCGUCGAGACACAUGGCUUAUUAUCGAUGAUUACAGUGGUUAAUAUGGAGCGGGAUAGAAGAAUGAUAUUGCAGUUAUCACAGGGAUAUAGUUGCAUAUGUGAUGAGAAUGACAUUGCAUGUUGCAGAAAACUAUAGUUGAACUUGCACCAUUUGGUGUAUGUUGUUGAUGUUUGUUUUCCCUUUUCUCCAUGCCUGAGAAAUUUCCCAGUGUUUUAAGGCAUUUUUAUUAUUAUUAUUAUUAUAGUUGCAUAAGUUCAUAGAGGUGUUGGUGGGGCUGACAAUUAGUUCUACAUGUAAUGAGUGUUGGGGCAAAAUUUUAAGUCAGAUUUGAGCUAAGAUGCUUUUAUUAAUCAUGUCAUAUUCUUGAA